UCUCAUUGAUCGUUGUUCUCGCGGGGGCCCCACAGGCGGCGCCGAGACGGGGGUUCACAUGUCACACAACGGAACCCUAAACAUUUCACGCGACGAAGCUGGCGAGGGUACACGUGUGCUCGUCCUCAAGAAUGGGGGGAGUGACAUGGCAGGCGGUGAGGGGCAGGGCGUGGCGCAGUUAUCCAGGGCGUCCUCCCUAAGUAAUGGCACAAGCGCUCAACAUGGCGGCAGUAUUAGUGAUAGCGAAGGGAUGGGGAAUUGUGACGGGGAUAAUGUGAUGAACGGGAUCCUUAGGUCACCCGAGGACGAUGUUGACCCCUCCUCCGACCUCGGGGCGGACCUGCAGCACAUCGAGGAGUGGCUCAAGACCCGCAGUGACAGCCUCUCCAGCUUUGACUUUGACCACGAAAUCAAGUCAUCUGAGGUGGAUGUGAACGACUUCCUAAACCUGAAGGGCAGUGCACAGUUUCAGGUGACAGGACAAGAGGGCAGUGAGGGCAGUGGUUCCUCCAGUGUGAUGCUUAACCAGUUCUCUUUCUCUGAGGAGGGUCUUGUUGGCAGCAGCGGAAGUCGCCGGAGUAGUUUCACCAAGAGGCUUGAGACUCUGAUGCAAGUAGAUAAGGGUCUGUUUGAGGAACUGCUGUUGACAGAUCCCAAUCGUCGUCAGGGUAACCGCAAAGUGGAAAGCUUGCCAUCCCUAACAGGGGAUGAUCGGGGCUUGUUUGAAGAGUUACUGUUGCCUGGGGCACAUGAGGAAUGGGCACGCCAGGCCCAGGAACUGUUGUUAGCUGUCACCUCUGAAAAGAAGGAUGGUGCUGGCCUUCCCAGCCAGGAAGGAACUGGGGAGGCAGAGUCCCCUCUCCACGAGGCAAUGGAAUGCAGUGUGCCAGUCAGUAGUCCUCAGGCAAAUGCAGCAGCAGCAGGAUCUGGUGGGCAUGGUGCCUCUGAUGAUCUAGAUCUGAUGGUGCGCAGCAUCCAGCCCAUUAAGCUCAUGAGUCCACAGGAGAUUGAGAACAUGGCCAGUCGACCUUUGGGUUUUGAUGAAGCUCCUGUGAAGAGCGGAUCUCAGCGAAGUGGUGGCUCAGUUCAUAGUUCUUUGGAGGAAGACUUCAUUUUUCUGCCUUUUGGGAGACAAGAAGUGGAUGAUGGGGCUGCAAUGCCCCCUGACCUAUUAGCUAGCCCCAGCAAUGAAAUUGAUAGUAAGCUGUCCAGCAUCCUAGCUAUGGAUGCUUCCAACGAUACCCUGGAGAUCCCAGGAGCUGAUACUGAUACACUUGAGGGCUUGAGCAAGGUGGCACCCAGGUUGGAAAGGAGUGUUUCUCCAGGAACCUUCUUGGUAAAAUUAGAGCCCCAAGAUAAGGAGAGUUUGGGGAAGGCUGCUUCUGCUUCUCUUACCUCCAGUCAGUCUGUGGCUGCUACCAUGCCACCCCCACAGACUGUUCUGGCUACCACACCACCUCUGCAACCACAACAGCAGCAGCUGCAGCCACAACAAUCAUUGCAGCAAGUACAGCAGCUACCACUGCAACAACCAGUGACAAUAGCAGCAACUACAGCAGUCACAACUUCCUUUCAGGCCCUGCCAUUGCUGAACAUAGGCAGUGGUUUAGUGUCCAAGACAACCACACCUUUACUUGCCACCACAGUGACAGCUACGUGCAGUGCCACCACCACCACAACCACACUAACAUCAGCCAUCGCUACCACCACAACCUCAACCACUUUCUCCUCAUCCUCCUUGUGCUCCUCUUCUACCACCACUUCCUCGGGCAUUGCUCCCAAGAAGCUGCUCAAGAUUCCUGGAGGAUCAACUAGGAGGGAGUUCAAGAAGCUUCCUGUGGGUGUGGUGCAGCUGAGGAUUGGCCUUCCAGUGACUUCCACCUCUGCUACCCCUACUACAACCCCUCUGCCCAUUACCACAGCCACCAGUGCCACCACCACCAGGCCAGCACUUAUAUUCCGGCCCCUCAUUACAAGCCAGCCAGCACUCUCCCAGACCUCACAGGCAAGGUCACAGCGAGUGUCAGCUCCCAAGGAAGGUUCUGCACUGUCCUUUGCACCAGUCAAGAUGAUUCCUGUGCAUCACAAACCAGGUACUGCCAAUGUCACCAUCACUGUUGACCGCCGUGCCAACCUCACCUCAGUUAGCAUUGUCUCAUCCAAUGGUGAACACACUGUCUUCAAGAUAAACACUUGUGACUUGGUGCGUGCUGUGUCCAGCAUCAGAGAGCCUCACCUUGAUCCCCUUGGCCUGACACCACAGCAGUUGCUGCGGUCAGCCCACACAGCACACCGGCUUAUCCAAGAAGUGCACCAGCACGGGGCUGUGCGUUCAGCCAAAGGCUCUGCAAAAGAGUCUGUCUCUGGUCCACAGAAUUUUGAAAUCAACCAGGCCUUCCAGGAGGUCAAGGCACCAAUUUCCCGCUCUCAGCAAGGACAGCUAGCAUUGCUCCGCCAGGCUGUCUCGAGCUCCACUACCUCUACCAUUCAGAGUGGGAGUGCUCGCAUUGUGACGAGUAGCACCUCCAGCGCUGGUGUUCGUCCAACAAUCAUUGGCACCUCCCCACUGCUCACCACAGUACCCACGCCAGGUCCAGUCAUUAUCCCAGCAUCUGUCGCCUCAACAAUGAAUGGCACUGUGCUGACCACAGUCAAGGGUGCAGUAUCAGGCCUUGCUCCACAGAAGGUUUCUGGGGAAAGCACACCAUCUCUGAGACCAGAACCCAAGCCCCCUUGCCUUGCUCAGACAGCCAUACCUGAUAAGUCUCAUGCUGUGAAGACAGAGGGUGUUGGGGUCUCCCUGCGGCCUGGUGCUCCACCUACUAUGGUCUCUGUUCCCUCUGUCCUUGAUAAACUUUCAGCCUCAUCACUGGUCUCACCAGAUCUUCUUCAGACUUCAGCCCAGUCACCAUCAUCCUCAGCUAAUCAUCAGAGUGAUGAAGAUGUCAAUGAAGAAAAUUUAGACAUAUCUACUGUGUCAGAUGAGGUUGCCAACAAAGCUCUAGAAGAACUAGGUAUUCACAUUGACUUGCUCCAGUGUGAGCCUUCGCCACAAGGGGGCAAACGCUGGCUCUGUUCUAUCAAGGGUUGCUCAAAGCACUUCCCAAAACUUUCCUCUCUCAAGGUACAUCUCCUUUCACACAAUGGAAUCCGGCCCUAUAAGUGCAACUAUGAAAAUUGCGACUGGGCCUUCUACACCUGGUACAAGUUGAAGCGACAUAUUGAAACACAUCUUAAACGGCGGGACUUUGUGUGUACAGAAAACAACUGUAACAGAAGGUUCACUACCGUUUAUAAUCUGAACACACAUCUGCGGUUGCAUCAACGUCCCAAAAGUUGGUUGUGUGCCUUGCCAGAGUGCUCCCAAGCAUACCAUACUCGGCGUGAGCUGGAAGUGCACAUGAAAACACACAAGGAUGUUGAGGCCCCUUAUAAAUGUGGUGUGGAUGGUUGCAGCAAGUCUUACUUCACUCCAAACUCUUUGACAUCACACAUGCGCAGCCACCACAAAGAGGAGGAAUUGCGAUGCCAGUGGACUGGCUGUGGCAAAAAGUUUGACAAGCCCUGCAGAUUGAAAGCACACAUGAGAGUCCACACCGGCCAGAGACCAUUUGCUUGUACUUAUGAGGGUUGUAAUUGGUCCUUUCAAAGUGCAAGUAAACUUAGUCGUCACCAACGAAAGCACACCAAUGACCGUAAAUUCACCUGCCACAUCUGCCAGAAGUCAUUCCUUCGAUCAGAGCACCUCAAAGGUCACCUGCUCAUCCACACUGGUGUUAGGAAUUUUCAGUGUCCCAUCGAACAUUGUAAUGCCAAGUUCACUGCAAAGAGCAGUUUGUAUGUUCACCUCAAGAAACAUGAAGGGAAAGCAAAGGAAAAUAACAACAAGGUGACUUACCACUGCCCCAUUGAUACCUGUGACAAGAACUAUAAUUCAAAACACAACCUCCGUCAACACAUGCUGAAGGAACACACCAUCCUUACCACUGAUAACAAUCGCUUGGACUACUUAACUCUGCUGGGGGACAAAGAUCUGAUGGUGGAUCAGCUCCUUCCUCUUACAACAGGCGGAUCCUCCUCUUCUCCUUCUUCCUCCUCGUCAGUGGUCCUAGAGUCAGGGGGCCCAUCCUCCAUCCUCUCUGCAUCUCCAUCAUCUGAUCCACAUGCAACACUGCUGUCUAGCAUUGAACUUAUAAAUGGAGACAUAGACAGCAACAACAUUCCUCCAAUAAUUGUAAUGGAGGGAAAGGGUGGUGCUGAGGCCAUUGACAGCAUUGAUGUUAGUAUGGCUGACUCCCUCAUGGGUGGAAAUGGCUGCAGCAGUGGCACUGAGGUGGAUGCAAUGGAUAUUUCCAGUAUUCCCAAGGAUUCUCUAGAGGACGUAGCUACAUCAGGGGGCGGCUCGGCACGCACCGAUGUCAUAGCAGACAUCAUUCGUUCCCAACGUGCAAAGAGACGGAAGCAGUUCAGUCUAGCCAAGAAACUGGCUGGGAUGGGCUCACGAAAUACUGGUGGGACAGCUGUCAUUAACUUCACCAAUGAUGUUGUGCUUUCAGCAUCAGCAGUAAUGCCUGUUUCAUCACACCUUCAAUCUACCCUCUUGCAGGAUGAUGGUGUUGGUGGUGAACUGUAUCAGGAAACUCUGAUGGGCCAUGAUCUCCUCUCAGACCCAACAACAGACCCACAGUCCACCAUCAACCUUCGUGACCUGGAAUGAGAGCCAUGGAUGUCAUAGCAGGCCCUGCACCCGGUGACCAGGUGGUAUCAUCCCUUACUUUUUUCACGCAUUUCUUUUACUCAGCAGACUAUCAGAAGUAAGUUUGCUACAUAAGUAAGAGACAAAAGAGAGCAUGGCACACAGAGGUGAGGUGAUUUCUGCUGUCAUGGCCUGGAAUUAAUGAGCAGCUGACCAAAAUGAAUGGAGAAAGUUAUGGGAGGUUUUGUCCUAUAGGGGACUUGCAGAGGCUGAUGAUAAUAGGUGGUUACUUAGACCCUUCCAAAUAUAUAUAUAUAUAUAUAUAUAUAUAUAUAUAUAUAUAUAUAUAUAUAUAUAUAUAUAUAUAUAUAUAUAAUGUGUGUGUAUAUUAUUUAAUAAAAUUAGCAAAAAUAGCAUCAACAGAUCGACACAAUUAAAAGGUAUUCAUCACAAGGCAAUAGUUUUUCUGAUACAAACUCCUACAAUAUCAUCAGGCUCCAACCUUCUGUAUUCAUCAAAUGAGCACUUUGUAAUAACCUGAUCAGAGUUUCCACUUUGUGUUAGCAUAGUACACAUGUAUUGAUGAUCUCAUAGAAUUUUACAGUAAUGUGACAGGCAUAGAGCAAGAAUAGAGUAUCUGCAUACUAAAAGUAGUGAUCUAUAGAAUUUCAUAUUAUCAUGCCCUAUCCAGUGAGGCUGCAGUUUUCAGGUUAACUGUGAGGUUGCUUGACUUACAUUAAAUUGAUAUGGAGAUGGAGAGAAAAAAGCCAUUGGUAGGUUGAUGGAUCUUAAGUUGCUACUUUCUUAUAUGAGUUCUUGACGUAAUAUUUUGUGCAUCGUGAGUGCUUGCUAUAUAUCGUGUCUUGAAAAUAGUGCAACAAAUUAAAUUGAAACACUCUCUCUCUCUCUCUCUCUCUCUCUCUCUCUCUCUCUCUCUCUCUCUCUCUCUCUCUCUCUCUCUCUCUCUCUCUCUCUCUCUCUCUCUCUCUCUCUCUCUCUCUCUCUCUCUCUCUCUCUCUCUCUCACUCUCUCUCUCUCUCUCUCUCUCUCUCUCUCUCUCUGUAAAAGGCUUCACUGAUAUGGUUAAUGGUGUGGCCAAGGCCCAUUUUCACCUGAAAGCUUUUCCUGUCUUGUUAAAGGUGGUAAUUGGAGUCUGGUUUAAUUUAUUUGAUUUUAUUGUUAUCUGUUUAUGUGUAGUAGAAUCUUGCAUUUUUUGCAUGUCAUUGACUUUCAAGAAAUUAGUUAAUGCAAGGUGCAUGUGAAUAAAUUUAUGUUGAAAUUAAGUCUGUUAUGGGUUAUUUUGAACUCUAAAAUAUUUCCAUUACUAACUCAUAAGUAGUAUGUCACUUAAAAAAUGUGAAUUACAUGAACAUAAUAUGAGACAUUAAUAGAGGAGGGGAAUGUGUGCCACAUACACACACAC
Molecule: messenger RNA, 6119 nt
Organism: Scylla paramamosain (green mud crab)
Lineage: Eukaryota; Metazoa; Arthropoda; Malacostraca; Decapoda; Portunidae
Product: serine-rich adhesin for platelets-like
Exons: 12
Coding region: 59-4717 (1552 amino acids)
Biological process (GO): regulation of transcription by RNA polymerase II
Cellular component (GO): nucleus
Molecular function (GO): transcription coregulator activity
Source: RefSeq, a predicted model, not a curated record